Chaetomium globosum CBS 148.51 is the source of this 489-nucleotide messenger RNA. RefSeq lists its product as uncharacterized. NCBI's taxonomy places the organism in Eukaryota, Fungi, Ascomycota, Sordariomycetes, Sordariales, Chaetomiaceae. The record is from RefSeq and is a predicted model, not a curated record. Bases 1 to 489 code for a protein of 162 amino acids. The transcript has a single exon.
AUGCCAUCCCUCUACACAAUCACCGAACCCCACCCCACCGUCCCCCAAGACAGCUACACGCACUCCGGGCGCGGCGGACUAGGCAACUUCUUCCGCGCCCCGGCGACCACCUCCCCCAGCGGCGUCCCAACACCCUCCCACACCACCAAAACCACCUCCAACAACAGCAGCAACACCCCGCGCCGGUUCUACUCAGGCCGCGGCGGCGCCGGCAACGCCCACCAAGCCCACACUUCCGCCGCAACACCCUCCUUCGACGAGGAGUUUGCGCUGCGCGAGUCGGCGCUGACGACGGUGGUUGGGCAUGUCGGGCGGGGUGGGGCCGGGAACGUCUUUUCCUCGUCGGGGUCGAAGGGGGGUGCCACGGAUGGUGGGGUGAUGCUCUCGCGGCGCGACUCGGCGAGCACCGAGGGCAGUGCGCGGUCGGAGGCUUCGUCGUCGUCGUCGCUGGCGGGGUUUUGGGGGCGGGUGAAGAGCAAGGGGCGUUGA